AUGAUCAGCGCCGUUGAUCCUACCAGCAAAAUCGCCUUAACCGGUGUGAUGCCAUCGGUGAACGGUGCUUUGUCGAAACUGCUGUGCCCAUGCUACAGUCUAAAAGAGUCUCAAGGAGGAGAAAUUGCGAGAAACGAAGAAACAGAUCGCUAUGAACCUCGCGAGACGGAGCACCUGAUUCGCGUUGAUGAGACAACGCAAGAGCAACGACCAGAUAACGUCCUGACGAAGGAAGUCGCAGGCAGCCAGACCAUUGUUGAGCAGCAGCCCGCGGCUGUCACGGUGGAAGUGACGACUCCUAUCAGUGAAGAGCUUACUGAGGAGCAGGAUUUUUGUGGGGUGCUUAGCGAUCCAUUCCAAUUUCUCGCUAUUGUUGUCGUUCUCCUCGUGUGGACAUUCGUGGUCGUGUUUCGUGGUGCGUUUGUAAAAACGCCUUCGGCCUCACCGGUCGCUCCAAUGACGAUAUUUACACAAGCACCUUGA
Haemonchus placei is the source of this 483-nucleotide messenger RNA. NCBI's taxonomy places the organism in Eukaryota, Metazoa, Nematoda, Chromadorea, Rhabditida, Trichostrongylidae. The record is from the annotation of a GenBank genome assembly.